Messenger RNA from Mus pahari (shrew mouse), 3685 nucleotides. RefSeq names its product prospero homeobox 2 (gene Prox2). Gene Ontology annotation, molecular function: RNA polymerase II cis-regulatory region sequence-specific DNA binding; DNA-binding transcription factor activity, RNA polymerase II-specific. Gene Ontology annotation, biological process: regulation of transcription by RNA polymerase II. The coding region runs from base 357 to 2138 and encodes 593 amino acids. Lineage: Eukaryota; Metazoa; Chordata; Mammalia; Rodentia; Muridae. Gene Ontology annotation, cellular component: nucleus. The record is from RefSeq and is a predicted model, not a curated record. The transcript has 5 exons.
CAGAUAGUGACUUGCAUUGAGAAGGGGCAGGAGGCUCCCCUCGCCCAGCCACAGCCCCUGGCCGACUUGGGGAGGAAGAAGGAACCAAAUCACUUCCUGACCCUCGCUUUGUCUGCCCAAGACUGGUGAAGACACCAAUGGAGAACAGACUUCCCUGAGGACUUCUCAGAGUCUGUCCCAGGGGUUCCAUCAUUUUGGCCUUCCUGACCCCCAGAAGCAGUUGAUUCUCACCCUCUGCGUGUGAAGAAGACCCUUCAGCACACUCUGGCCCACCUCCCGCUGCUCAAUUUAGCAGGGCUCUCAAAGGCCCUGGGCUGCUCCUGGGAGCUCUGCAUGAGCAUCCGGAGAGGCAGAACAUGGAUCCACCUGCUGUCUUGCUUCCUCCUCAGUCUCAGACCUGCACCCACCUGGCAGAAGAAACCUGCAUGGAACAGGAGAGCAGCCCAGCCACCGCAGAGGUGGGCGGAGACUCACUUCCCAGUGGUCAGCUGCCCAGCUCUGGCCUCACCGACACUGACUGGUUUUGGGACGAGCACAUCCAGGCAAAGAGGGCCAGAGUAGAGACCAUUGUCCGAGGCAUGUGUCUCUCUCCUAGUUCGUUGGUGUCGGGCAGAGCCAGGGAGAGCUCGCACUGUCCAGAAAAGGGUCGGGAGCGGAAGAGAAAGCAGAGCCUUCCCAUGCACCAAGGUCCCCUGAAAUCUAGCCCUGCCUGGGAACGAGGGCCCAAGAAGGGGGGGACCCGGGUGAAAGAACAGCUUCAUCUACUGAAGCAACAGCUAAGACAUUUGCAGGAGCAUGUCCUACAGGCCACAGAGCCCAGAGCACCAGCGCAGAGCCCGGGAGGAACUGAGCCAAGAAGCUCCCCGAGGGCAAGGCCAAGGAACAGCUUCUCAUCUGGUGCUUGGACCGUGGAGAGCAAGCCUCACCAGAGUUCUAGCAAGGACGUCGUCUGUGGAGCAGUAAAGCCCAGAGCAGCUGAGGUCCUACAGCAGUUAGAGGAGCCGAUGCUCUGUCCUUCUGGCCCACGGGCUUUGGUGGAGACUCUGAGGAAAGAACUGAGCAGGGCCGUGUCCCAAGCUGUGGACUCGGUAUUACAGCAGGUUCUAUUUGAUCCACAGAGCCAUCUCACGCAGCAGGAGCGAAGCUGUCAGGGGCUAGCAUCAGAGGGCAGAAGCCAGCCUUCACCUCCAGGGAGAAGUGCCUAUCAGGACCCACUUGCUCUUGCCACCCUGCCCAGAAAGGUCCAGCCACAAGCUGGGGUUCCCUUGGGCAAUUCAACACUGGCAAGGCCUCUAGAUUCUCCUAUGUGUCCUGUCUCUCCAAGAGGAGUCCCCAGAUCCUAUCAGAGUCCCCUACCAAAUUGUCCCUUGACAACUGUACCUUCCCACAUCUGGGACAAUCAGAUGCUUAGGCAGCUUCUAGGUCGUGGGCCCGAUGGCCAUUGGAGUGGCAGCCCUCCCCAGGACGCAUCUUUCCAAAGUCAUACCUCCCCAGAAUCUGCCCAGCAACCUUGGGGGCUGAGCCAGCAGCAGCUCCCCCUGUCUCUCACCCCGGUCCAUCUGGAAAGCCGGCCCCUCCCACCGCCUGUGAAGAUGGAGCAGGGUGUGCUGCGGGGCGUGGCUGACUCACUUCCUUGCUCUUCCAUCCACAUCCAGGAAGGCCUGAGCCCUGGUCACCUGAAGAAGGCCAAACUAAUGUUUUUCUUCACGCGGUACCCCAGCUCCAGCCUCCUGAAAGCUCAUUUCCCUGAUGUUCAGUUCAACCGCUGCAUCACCUCCCAGAUGAUCAAGUGGUUCAGCAACUUCCGUGAAUUUUAUUACAUCCAGAUGGAAAAGUACGCCCGGCAAGCGCUUUCAGACGGUAUCACAAACGCCCAAGUGCUGGCUGUCCUACGAGACUCGGAGCUUUUUCGAGUUCUCAACACACACUAUAACAAGGGGAAUGACUUUGAGGUCCCAGACUGCUUCUUGGAAAUUGCCACCCUGACACUGCAGGAGUUCUUCAGGGCUGUCUUCGCAGGGAAAGAUUCAGAUCCUUCCUGGAAGAAACCCAUUUACAAAGUUAUCUCAAAACUCGACAGUGACAUCCCAGAGAUGCUCAAAUCACCCAGCUUCCUCCCGGGACUGUUCCCGAGUUAAGAUUGAACAGAAUGAGGGCAAGUAUGAUGGCACAGGCCUGGGAGUCCAAGGUGAGGUGGAGGCAGGUGGAUCAGGAACUUAGGGACAGCCUUGGCCACAAAGACAAAGAUCAAACAAAACUAGUAGAACAGCCCAGGUGGUCCAAGCUUUGUCAUAAACGGCAGUUUAGCUGUAGUCACAUCAGAGCACAAGAGGAACCCCUCCCAUAGGUGCAACUGCCAUUCUGAAUACUCACUUUCUUGUCCAGAAUCAUAGGAGACUUAACCUUAAUUGCAGUGCAUCAGCUAAGUCUAUCCGUGUGUUUGUAGUCUACUGGGAAAGGAACACAAGUUUGCAAUCAGAAGACUUAAAAGUCAUUAAGUGCUGUGGCAGUGAUAAUUUCCUGGUGUUCCUGUAACUCUGGAAGGAGAUUCAUAGCCAAGUAGUGGUGGUAAACAGGUUUAAUCCCUGCAUGGAGAGGCAGAGAUAGGUAGAUCUGUGAGUUGGAGGCCAGUCUGGUCUACAGAGUGAGUUCCAGGACAGCUAGAGCUACACAAAGAAACCCUGUCUCAGCACACAAAAACAAAACAAAACAAAACAAUCAAAAAAGCCCCAAGAAAUUUUGAACUGUGGGUACCUCGUUGAUUCUUACUCCAAGGUACAGGAUCAAUCAGGACUGUGGAGGAACCAAUGGCUGUGUACGCUGGACUCACGCUGUCACUUGGAAUCUCCAACAGGAAAAAUCCAUACCAACAGGGCACCUGCAGAGUGGCACUGCCAUCUGAUCAGGUUGGCACUCAGGAGUGUUUCAUCAUCUAAGACGUUCACUGAUGGCUUCAACAAACUUCCUAAAGAACCUCGGUCGACACGACUGUGGCCUGCAUCUGUCUGCUGGAACACUGGGUCAGCUCCCAGUCCUAACAGCCCUACUUGACCUAUACCCUGGUGCCCAACUGCCCAUGCAUACAAAAAUAUAUAUAAGUAAAAAAUGGAACUUCAUGAGAAAGCCAGAGGGGCCUCGAGGACCAUCUGGUCCACCUUGUUUAACCUGUGGAGGAAAUUGAGACUAGCAUACAAUCUACAGGGCUCACAGGCCAUGAAUAGCAGGGCUGGGACAAAGGCAGAAAUGGAGAUUUUCCUACUUCAAAAUGGUUACAGUUUAUGAUUGAACUUGAGCAGAUGAACAAAUGACACCCGAGUUCCCCCCUAGUUGUGACAGACGCUGAGUACCAUUAGGUGAGGCACCCAUACAAUGGGACACCUGUCUUCUAGUCAGAACCAAGCCUGUAAGCACUGCUGAAGGUGGGCAGGGCAGAGUAGACUUCAGGUUUCAGUGUUAAAUGAGGGGCAGUCGUGCCUACAGUAGCUCCCUUCCCUGCCUUCAACCUACAACAAGCUCCAUCCACAUCUAGGUCCUCUACCUACAUGACUUGAUGGGUGGUGGUGUUGGCUAUUGCUAGACAUGUCGGACUACACCAAUACAAACAAGGUCUUUCUUCUGAAGUUUCUGUUCAAAUAGUGGAGAACAAAAACAAAACAUACUUAAAUCUAAUCUUUAUAGAUUACUU